AUGGCUAUCCAACGUGCCAAGCCGAAGAAGACACGUAAAGGACAGUCUUCCAUCACUGGAGGUGGAAUUGGACUAUUCACGGCCGAGGUUUUCCAUCAAGACGACUUCAUUGGGGAGUACAGGGGGGAGAAGAUUACCAAGAAGGAGGGUGAGCGACGCGCUCUAGACGCCCAGAACAACAACCGUGCAAAUUACAUUUUUGCGCUCAACGACUGCACUCCCGGCACAGAUGAAGAUGUGGAUGCGGGAAGGGGGGGCAACCACACCAAGUGGAUCAACAAUGCGGACAUUGACCAGACCAACUGCUAUGCGGCGAACCUUGUCAUCGACGGAAAGAACCGCGUUGGUAUUUUUGCGGCAGACCGCGUUGAGAAAGGGCAAGAACUGUUCUUCCACUACUACUGGCCCAAAGAGUUCACCCAAGCGUUCGGAACUCCCCCGGACUUCCAAGCUCCUAGAGCGCCAUGCACGCUUCGAACGUCGAAAUCGCCGGAGAUCUCCACGCCACAAGCGAGUCGGGUGAAGAAUAAGAACAAAGGAGACCAGGGUAGGCAGGUAGACUUGUGCAAAUGCGAAGACACGAGUUUGUUUCAGAGCUACACGACGCUUGACCGUGUCGAACUUCACAAUGCUUCUCCCCUCGACGUUGCCAGCUUCCUUGUCAAGCCUGUCCGCUCCUGCUUUGCACCGCGAUCCGAGAGCCACGGUCCCCGUGGGACUUGCGCACACAUGUAUUGGACAUGGUAA
Parastagonospora nodorum SN15 is the source of this 747-nucleotide messenger RNA. RefSeq lists its product as hypothetical. Gene Ontology annotation, molecular function: protein binding; histone methyltransferase activity. Bases 1 to 747 code for a protein of 248 amino acids. Lineage: Eukaryota; Fungi; Ascomycota; Dothideomycetes; Pleosporales; Phaeosphaeriaceae. Gene Ontology annotation, biological process: chromatin remodeling. The transcript is spliced from 3 exons. The record is from RefSeq and is a predicted model, not a curated record.